This is a messenger RNA of Petromyzon marinus (sea lamprey), 2191 nucleotides long. It is a transcript of the gene GALE, whose product is annotated as UDP-galactose-4-epimerase. Gene Ontology annotation, cellular component: cytosol. Gene Ontology annotation, biological process: beta-D-galactose catabolic process via UDP-galactose, Leloir pathway. Gene Ontology annotation, molecular function: UDP-glucose 4-epimerase activity. NCBI's taxonomy places the organism in Eukaryota, Metazoa, Chordata, Hyperoartia, Petromyzontiformes, Petromyzontidae. The record is from RefSeq and is a predicted model, not a curated record.
CUACCGACUGUUCACCACCUACCACCCAACUGUUCACCUACCGCGGACAAACAUUGAAGAGGUUUUUGUUUUGUUUUCGGGGUGGCUUCGUGUGCUGCUGUAUUGACAUUGAAUUAAUCGCGCACGUCUCACAGUGGCGAUGGCGGCGGCAGGGAGCAAGAGGACGAUCCUGGUGACGGGCGGAGCCGGCUACAUCGGGAGCCACACGCUGGUGGAGCUUGCGCAGGCCGGCUACUCCGCCGUGGUCAUCGACAACUUCCACAACGCCAUCCGUGGUGCGCGCGCCGGUCCCGGCGGUGAGCCCGAGAGCGUGCGUCGCGUGAGGGAGCUCACGGGGGCCGACAUCGCCUUCCACGAGGUCGACAUGACGGACGAGCCGGCACUGCAGAAGCUCUUCAGCCAGUACUCCUUCAGCGCCAUCAUCCACUUUGCGGGCCUCAAGGCGGUGGGGGAGUCUGUGGAGCAGCCGCUGCGGUACUACCAGGUCAACGUGGCCGGUGCGCUCAACCUGCUGCAGGUGGCGAAGGCGCACGGCGUGUGUGACGUGGUGUUCAGCAGCUCGGCCACCGUGUACGGCGUCCCCGAGAAGCUGCCUCUGGGCGAGACGCACCCGGCUGGUGGCUGCACCAACCCGUACGGCAAGAGCAAGUUCUUCAUCGAGGAGAUUCUGCGUGACCUGUGCUGUGCUCAGCCGGAGUGGAACGUCGUCAUCCUCCGCUACUUCAACCCCAUCGGGGCCCACGAGUCCGGCCGCAUCGGAGAGGACCCGCAAGGCAUCCCCAACAACCUCAUGCCCUACGUGGCGCAGGUCGCCGUGGGUCGUCGCGAGUUCCUGAGCGUCUUCGGAGACGACUACGACACGCCGGACGGCACGGGAGUGCGAGACUACAUCCACGUGGUUGACCUUGCCAAGGGUCACAUUGCCGCUCUGCGCAAGCUGGAGGAGCGGUGCGGGUGCAAGGUGUAUAACCUGGGCACGGGUGUCGGAUACUCGGUGCUGCAGAUGGUGAAGGCCAUGGAGAAAGCGAGCGGCAAGGAGGUCAAGUUCGUGGUGGCCCCUCGGCGCGAGGGCGACGUGGCGUCGUGCUACGCGGACCCCGCGCUCGCACACACGGAGCUCGGGUGGAAAGCGGAGAGAGACCUCGACACCAUGUGUAAAGAUCUCUGGAGAUGGCAGUUGCAGAACCCGCAAGGAUUUGCCGCCAGCACUUCGUAAUGGGUGCAACAGCAAAUGUAACCUUCCACACCCCCCACCCGCCCCCCAAGUCAGAAGUGGUACCUUCCACAAUCACAGCAUUUGAUAAUACUCCACCACACGUGGAAUGUACCACUGCUGAAAGGGGGGUGAAACCUUACAUUGAGGCAUUUUGCUACACGGCCCAUCGUAUAUAUCUUGACUUGCACAUAUGGCACACUCCGGCCUUAAAAGGGCCCCAGGCAAUCCAAUAAUUAGUGGGAACAACAAACUUUCGUGUGACUUUCAGGUGUGGCUUUAAUUACGUCGUUGUGGUUCAGUCGCUGCCACUGCUUCGUAAAAGCAAAGGCUGAAAGCGCUCCUCUAUCCGCUCCGUCCAUCUGUGAUGGGGGGGGUGCGGCACGAUAACUUGAGUAACGUUGAUCCAAAAUAAAUUAAACUUCACCGUAAAGUUGUGGUGCUAUUAGGAAAUCGUCCUCUUGAAAAAAACGGCCACGUUGAUCCAAAGGGUGAUUGCCCAAAACUUGCAGGCAUGAGGCAUAGCAAAAAAAAGGGACUCCCGUAUUGGCAACUAUUAAGUCUCCCUUUUUCAGUUUAACACGUCAGCUUUCGUGUCCAAUAUCCAAACUAAGAGGUUUUUUUCUGGGUUAGAUUGCGUAAAUGUGUCGUUAAACCCGCCACCACCGACACAGCCAAUUAGUAAGGUUUGUCACGUAAACAAAACGUGCUGCUGAGUUGCUACUUCAACACACCCGGUGUGUUGGAGAGUAAACCCACAACAUUUACAAUUCGAGUACCGUGACAUUUCGCUGGUGGUGUUUACAUGAUAAGUCAUACCUGGCUGUGAUGUUUAAUAGUUAUUUUCCACUGUCUGGUGUUACAUUAACAGGUUAAAUGUCUUUACAUUAACAGGUUAAAUGUCUCACUAACACAGCCACCGUUGCUCGUUUUCCUUGAUGUGGCGGUGGCUCUACGAUCUUACAUUGACAUGCUAAU